CGAGUUACUGCUUAAAAUUGAUUAGAGAUUCAGAGUAGAAUAUUUUUACCUGUCAACUGUUUAAGAGAACGUUGAAGCGAAAAUGUUGAGUUUGCAAACAGCAGUGAUUCUAACGUACGUUUCAUUUUGUGUUGCACAAACACCAGUAUAUGUGAACACAACGGUUGGAAAUAUCAUGGGAUUUCAAGAGCAGAUUACUCUUAACGGAGAACAGAAAUUGAUUUAUAAAUUUCUUGGUAUUCCGUUUGCCGAAUCAACAGGUGGACGAAACAGAUUUAGGAAACCGGUUCCGAAAGCUCCAUUUAAAGAGACGUUUAACGCAAGUAAGGAACCAGCGGCUUGUUACCAGCAGUCGGAACAAUUUAAUGCUUUAUAUAGAUAUUACGGUGUCUCUGGAUUUUCCGAGGAUUGUCUGACACUGAACAUUUAUGUUCCACAUGAGCUUCAAGUCAGCGACCUACGACCGGUUAUGAUUUGGGUGUAUGGUGGGGGUUUCGUCCAAGGCGCAUCGACAGCAUAUAAACCUGAAGCGUUAGCCCUAUUUGGAAACGUAAUCAUUGUAUCUAUCAACUACCGUAUAGGUAUGCUAGGAUUUCUACGUGACCCACACGGAGUUUUUCCUGGAAACCAAGGUCUAUGGGACCAGCACCUUGCUUUUAAGUGGGUGCAUGAUAAUAUUGAAGCUUUCUUUGGCAGAAAGGAAGAAAUAACAAUAUUUGGCCAAUCAGCAGGCGCGGGUUCCGUUAUGUUACAAGCAUUGUAUCCGGGAAAUAACGGUUUAUUCAAAAGGGUCAUCGCAGAAAGUGGUUCUGCAAUCGCACCAUGGGCUAUAAAUAAAGCAUCAAUUUACGAUGGAUAUAUCAAAGAUCAAGGCUGUGAUCCAACUUCAAAAACAUUGGCUUCUUGUCUGCAGUCAAGGAAUCUUACAUCACUACAAUCUGAUAUGACAAGUAUUGGUCCAGUUGUAGACGGAGAAUUUUUAGUUGCAUCUCCCAUUGAGAUAAUGGAUGGUACCUCUAGAAAAACUGCUAGAGCUAGAGACUUCUUCGCUUCGUUGGACAUACUAAUUGGUGCUAAUGAUAUAGAUGGCAGUGGAUAUUACUAUCUUUAUCAGGCGGCACUUAACCAUUCAACACUUGAUUUCAAUAUAACGAAGGACGAAUUCAAAGAUAAAGUUGUUCCAAUUAUUAUUGAUUGGAACCUUUUCCCUGCUGACAAAAACACAAAAGUGGCAUUAGAAAAGAUUUUGACAUAUGCAUAUACCGACUGGAAUGACCCGGACAAUUACGUCAGUAUACGACAAAAUGCAAUAGAUUUACCUACUGACACAAUUGCUUUUUCACCAGCGUUUAUAACAGUACGUGCGCAUGCCAGAUUAAAUGUCGGAAAGGCGUAUUUAUACGAGUUUGCAGUGCAAACAAGAACACAUAUUGUGCCCGUAUCUUCGUGGAUGAAAGGAUCUAAUCACGGCGACGAUUUACAGUUUGUUUUCGGUCUUCCGUUGCGUGAAAAUGUGUCUAUGAUUGGUAUCAGCAAUUAUAACUUUAGUUCGGAACAAAAGCAAGUAGCUAAAGCAACAAUGGCUAUGUGGUCAAACUUUGCAAGCUCAGGAAACCCUAACACACCAAUGGAUAUUACAACAUUUACGAAUACCACGUGGCCAGCAUAUGAUAUGACGUCACAGCGUUAUUUCCGGAUAUCCGAUCAGAUGUCUCCUGCAUCAGUCAUCGAAGGAUUCUAUCCUAGGAGAAUGGCUUUAUGGUCUGACGUAAUUCCAGAAAUUAGAAGACAACAUUGUCCUGACAAAAAGCAACCGGACAAUUUAGUCGGAUCGGGCGCUGCGCUCUUUGAGCGUCGCUUUGCUUUGUGGAUCUUAAUUCCCAUUCUUUUUAUGUCGAUAAAUGAAUUAUUGUAGAAACAGACAACUUAUCUGCUGUGUUAUGCAGAUUUAAUAACCUUUGAUCCCCCUUCAAAUUUUCAUUUUGUUUAUUUAUCUCGUUUAGAGCACAAACAUGCUUUUAUAACUUUUUAGAUUACUUUAAUCUAUUUUUAUAAAAAAGAAAACCCCGUUUCCUCUUAAGCUUACCUUGUUGGUUUAAAAAGUGAUUAGCCUUUGUCACCAGUGUAGAGCCACGCCACCCCACAUAUCUGUGCAGUCUGUCUCAGUUCUACAAUUGUUGACUGACAAGCUUUAACUUUUCAUCUUGAUAAUCAAAAUUGAUAAUUGACAGCCUUAAAAGUGAAAGUGAUAAUCAAAAUUGAUAAUUGACAGCCUUAAAAGUGAAAGUGAUAAUCAAAAUUGAUAAUUGACAGCCUUAAAAGUGAAAGUGAUAAUCAAAAUUGAUAAUUGACAGCCUUAAAAGUGAAAGUGAUAAUCAAAAUUGAUAAUUGACAGCCUUAAAAGUGAAAGUGAUAAUCAAAAUUGAUAAUUGACAGUCUUAAAAGUAAAAGCUAGGCAAAUCAAUUGAAGACAUCAGCAAGUAAAGUGGUAACAAAACUUGCAGCCUCUGUUUGCUCCUAUCACAACCGAAUAUCUGGACUUAUUUUUAUAAUAUUCCUAUUAUACUUCACCAUUUUCCCAAGUAGCUACUGAAUGUUCAUGGACAGUUGUCUAGGUGAAUUAUGCAGACAAGUUCAUCCAAAAUGCUUCAAGGUGUUCACGGCUGCUAGAUAUCCCGUUCUACGAGGUUUUGAAUAAACAAAUUGGAUUUGUUACGAAACGGGAACAUUCAGGAGAAUAACGAUGCACGCAAUUAUGAAGAAAAUCAUUAUUUUUCAUUUUGAUCAUUUUUUUCACUUUGAUAAAUAUUGAAUUUUUUGAAUUUAUAUAUAAAUGUAAUAAUUAAUGACAAUUGUUUCAUUCCAAGGAGAGAGUUUCUAAAAAAAAGUUCUAGCUCUCUACUUAAUCCUUUUUGCAUGCAAUUGUAAUUGUAUUGUGUAUAUAUGUUUGAUUGAAAUAAAUAUUGUUUAAUAGAGAUAAUUAUAGAAUCCCCACAGAACGUACGAAACGACAAAAUUGAUAAUGUUGCAGGCUUGGUUUGAUUGGUCUUGUUCAUGGACGGUAAUGAAAGGUGCAAGUCACCGUCAACGCCCCUAGCGCAGACUGAAUCAAAAUUCAACAUUUAAUCAUGGUAAUGGUGACAUUUUUAAUUUAAAAACAUCCGCAGAUGUGUUCAUGCGGCGGUCAUCAUGGAACCUUCAACUUGACACUUUCGUGCCAUUUCAUGAAAAGCGGCGUAUGGUCCCCAAGUAAAAGAAU
Messenger RNA from Ruditapes philippinarum (Manila clam), 3259 nucleotides. RefSeq names its product bile salt-activated lipase-like. Gene Ontology annotation, molecular function: signaling receptor activity; cholinesterase activity; neurexin family protein binding. Gene Ontology annotation, biological process: presynaptic membrane assembly; chemical synaptic transmission; neuron cell-cell adhesion. The record is from RefSeq and is a predicted model, not a curated record. The transcript has 3 exons. Lineage: Eukaryota; Metazoa; Mollusca; Bivalvia; Venerida; Veneridae. Gene Ontology annotation, cellular component: cell surface; synapse. Bases 83 to 1915 code for a protein of 610 amino acids.